Molecule: messenger RNA, 585 nt
Organism: Eimeria tenella
Lineage: Eukaryota; Apicomplexa; Conoidasida; Eucoccidiorida; Eimeriidae
Exons: 3
Coding region: 1-585 (194 amino acids)
Source: RefSeq, a predicted model, not a curated record
AUGUCGGAGCCGUACGAGGAGAGCGUGGUGGAGGCUGAGGAGUCCGAGGGGGAGUCUGCAGCAGCAGCAGCAGAGUCGGGGGCGGAGGAGGACGAGGAGGCGCGCGCAGCAGCAGAGGACCCCGCAGCAGCAGCAGCAGAGGAGGAAGCAGCAGCAGACGAAGAGCUGGGGGCCCUCGGGGGGCCCCUCGGGGGGCCCCCCGGCGCGGGGCCCCAGGCCGUGACCCUCGGCGAGGCCCCCGAGCUGGGCGAAGUUGCUGAAGUUGUUGUUGUGGCCACAAGUUUGGGGUCCAUAAAGCGGCAGUUCUUCAGCAGCAAACGAGUGCAGCACUUCCUGGACUGCAAGGGCAUUGUUUACUUCCUCAUUGACUGCAACAGGGACACCUCCGCCGCCAUGAACCUGAAGGACAUCGAAUUGUUUAAGGAGUGGAAGGCUCAGGGCAUUCUCCGCACAGUAGAAAACCCUAACAGCGAAACGGGAGAGCCCGAAGUGGAGCUGCCCCAAGUGCUGGUCGACGGCGUCGUCUUGGGCGGAGAGAAUGAGCUGCAGGAGUUGGAAGAAGAUGGGGACUUGGGUAAACCCUAA